Messenger RNA from Labeo rohita (rohu), 4821 nucleotides. RefSeq names its product netrin g1a (gene ntng1a). Bases 1164 to 2906 code for a protein of 580 amino acids. The transcript is spliced from 10 exons. NCBI's taxonomy places the organism in Eukaryota, Metazoa, Chordata, Actinopteri, Cypriniformes, Cyprinidae. The record is from RefSeq and is a predicted model, not a curated record. Gene Ontology annotation, molecular function: cell-cell adhesion mediator activity.
AGGGCUGAGUGGAUGUGUAAAAGCAGAGAGUGUGUGGAGUGUCCAAGUGCGUAAUCUUCCCCAGCCAUCAUUUCCCGCCGAACACUCGCGGUACGUGCGCGUGGGGGAAUGCGCGUGAGGAUAUUAUCGUCUAAUUGGUGCGAUUCGUAUCUCGGUCACGUCUAAAACGUCGAGGAAAUAGUGAAAAUAUCACAAAAAGAACUGUUUGUCGUUGUCCCCGCAAACAAGAAGGGAGUCUCUUGUUUUUUUGGAUAGAGGGCGGUUGAAAAAAAAAAAAAAACGUCAGGAAGAACGGACCCUUGGCUAUUUAAAGUUUAGUGAGGAGGACGGUUACUCGCUCUGAGGUGAUUGUUAUGAGACCCACAAAAGAAAAAACGAUGAAGAAGGAGAAAUUGUGGAAUUUGUGAGUUUGGGACACGCAGAGGUUGAAUGUAUGCUCAUUUUGCUGGUACUGAAGAUAUUUCAUUUGAAGUUUACCUCCGCGUUUGUAUCGUCUCGCACAGAGAUGUGGCACACGACUUAAGAAAAGAUUGACGUGCUGCAAGACACCUUUCAGUCGCUGUGUUUAGUCAGCCCGUUUAGUUCGGGUGGAGGUGGGGGGGAUUCCGUUUUUUCCCCGAACUCAUCACAUUAAGAUUAACAAGCCGUCUUUAAGAGGAUCCUCUAUGGUCAUUCAUGAACUUGUUGAACACCCAGCCCUCCGCGGGACCCUUCACAUCUCGAGUGAAUCUCAUUAACAGUGCAGAUGCCAAGCUGCAACAGAGGAUGAUUGACAGAAGGCAAAGCUGAGACGGCUGUCAGUCAACAUCCAGCCAGAGAGUCGAUUCAUCAGAGUGUCAGAAGCCUUGCUCCCUCUCCAGCCCGACCGAUCACUUCUCUUAUCUCGACCCUGCCCCUUCCCAGUGGACACAAAAAAGACCAGAGGUGGAGAUAGAAGCAUUAAGCUUGACGACCUUACAGUGACCAAAGGGAAGCUGGUAUGCUGCUGCACCUCUUCAGUCCCACGUUCAGCAAAAGUUGGAUUAUUUUGUAAACCAGAGCCAGAUCUUCCUCUCCAUUCCCUCUCGUUCUCUCGUGCAUCUUUGAGAGGAAGAGAGCAGACGGAUACUUUACAUCACAGUGAAUAGUCUAUUAGAGGGGCGGCCCGAAUAAAGGAAGCAGCCAUGCGUUUCCCGCUACUCUUGACACUGCAGGCGUUAUGGCUGAGUGUUUGUCAGGCCACGCAGCACUAUCCCACAACCUGGGGACACUACGACUUGUGCAAGUCACAUGGCUACACGGACGAAGGCCCGACCUGGUAUUACAUGGCCUGUCAGCCCGAAGCAGCGGACAUGACCAAGUACCUAAAAGUGUAUCUUGACCCACCCAACAUCACCUGUGGAGACCCACCAGAGACCUACUGCACCCUGGAAAACCCCUAUAUGUGCAACAACGAGUGCGACGCAGCCACAGAGGAGCUUGCCCACCCUCCUGAACUCAUGUUUGACUUUGAGGGCCGCAACCCCACCACCUUCUGGCAGUCCAGCUCCUGGAAGAAAUACCCUAAACCUCUGGCGGUCAACAUAACCCUGUCAUGGAACAAAACCAUUGAGCUGACCGACGACAUUGUCAUCACUUUUGAGUCAGGUCGGCCGGAGCAGAUGGUUUUGGAAAAGUCUCUAGACUAUGGACGUAGCUGGCAGCCCUACCAGUUCUAUGCUACCGACUGCCUUGAUGCUUUCACUAUGGAGCCCAAAACGGUGAAGGACAUUACCCAGCACACGUUGCUGGACAUUAUCUGCACCGAGGAAUAUUCCAGAGGCUACGUGUGGAAGAACGACAAGACCGUACGCUUUGAAAUCAAAGACCGUUUCGCACUGUUCGCCGGGCCCAAGCUGCACAAUAUGGCCUCGCUUUAUGGACAACUGGACACCACCAAGAACCUGAGAGACUUUUUCACCAUCACUGAUCUGCGCAUACGUCUGCUCAGACCUGCCACGGGCGCCACCAUGGUGGAUGAGAACAACCUUUCCAGAUACUUCUACGCCAUCUCUGACAUUAAAGUACAUGGCAGGUGCAAGUGCAACCUUCACGCCAACAGCUGCAUCUUUGACAAAGAGAGACUGACUUGCGAGUGUGAGCACAACACCACGGGGCCUGACUGUGGCCGCUGUAAGAGGAAUUAUCAGGCCAGAGCUUGGAGCGCAGGAUCCUAUCUCCCCAUCCCCAAGGGCACAGCAAAUAUCUGUCUGCCAAAUAGUGUUGGUCCAGUUAUUCGGCAGAACAUUUCAUCCCUAGGUGUCGCUAACCGAAAUCAAGUAGCUCCUCAAGUUGCUUUGUCAACCGUUCCUUCUGUACAAGUUGCAAACAGUAAGAGAGACUGCGAAUGUUUCAGUCACUCCAAUCGCUGCAGUUACAUCGAGGUGCUAAACACCGUCAUUUGCGUGAGCUGUAAGCACAACACUAGAGGGCAGCACUGCCAGCUGUGCAAGCUUGGAUACUACCGCAAUGCCUCAGCAGAGCUGGACGAUGAGAAUGUUUGCAUAGACUGUAAUUGUAAUCCCUUUGGCUCAGACACUGAUCGCUGUAAUGGCACAGGAUAUUGUAAAUGUAAGGAGGGAGCGACAGGGGCUAAGUGCCAUGAGUGUCUGCCAGGAUAUUUGUGGGACAAUGGCUGCAAAUCCCGAGUGUGCGACAACGAACUUCUGCGUUGCCAAAACGGCGGCGUGUGUGUGAACAACAUCCGUUGUCAGUGUCCUCCAGCAUACACCGGCCUGCUGUGCGAGAAGCCGCGGUGCGAGAACGAGCCAGGCGGCUGCGGAGGGUCUGACUCGGGCCAGGCUUCCCUCCGCCCCCCUGGGCCGCUCCUGCUUUUGCUGCUGGGUCCGGUUUUCCUCGUGGAGAUCUGCUGGACCACAGUCCUCUGAGAGGCAGAUCUCCAGACUGUCCAGCUUCUUCUGUAUGAGCAGCGCACCAGACCCACCGACACUCGGCCGGCCAUGUGGAAUGUGCCCAAAUAUCAAAGCGAAAUUCCUGAGGAUGACAGACAAAAUACAAUAAAUAAUACAUCAAUAAAAAUAGUAUUUAUAAAAAUUGAUUCAAUAUAAAAAUCUAAAAAGUUCAAAAAAAACAUCAAGGUGUUAUUUAUAGAAUUUACCUGAGCAUAUGCUUCAUGAAGCAAAUAAGAGGAAGUAGAGACGUGAACUAAGCCAUAAUAGAUACUCACUCCCCUUAACAGAACGAGAGAGUGACAGGGAUUGGAGUGGACAAGACUCAUCCCUUUCCUCCCUUUAUCACCAAGGCAACGGGAGCUGCGUUCAGCCAGCGGCAUGUACGAGUAAAGCCAGCUGCUGCCCCUCACCUGAGCCAUUCUGGGUAUCAUGAUGGCUGUAGACUGCUUUUGGCUAUUGUGACACGGAGCGAUGGAAAACCGUCCGGAUUGUGUGAACUGGCAAUUACGAAAAAAGAAGAAGAAGCAGUAAUAAUAUGGAGAAAGACUUGCGAUAAAAGAACCAAGCAUUCUUUGCUGUCAGUGCAUUGUGGAUAUAAGGAAAUCUACUCAGACUGUCACAUUCGAUCCGCUUUCAAAUUGAGCUCGUCCCGCCAACACGUCCCACCCCACCUUCGAAAACAAACUUUAGAGUGUCCUUUGUGUCAAAAGCCCCGUCCUUCCUCCACCCUGUGCUUUUGUGAAUGUUAUUCUGUAACCCUUGAUAUUUUUUUUCCCGAUAUAUCUAUAUAUAUAUAAAAAUAUAUGAUUUUUUGGUUUUCCUUUCAGUCUGUGUGAUGUUAGUCACACUCAUGUGGCACACCCCCUUAUCCUCUGAAAAAAAAAAUAUGACUGAAAACCCAUGACUUUGAAAUGUGACGGACUGUUUGCUGAGGCCACGGUCAAAGAUGUAUGUUUUCACCCAAACAGAUGAAGUGCUUAGACAGUCAUCAGUGUAUUUAAUUUUUGUAUUAAUACAGAAGUUAUUUUCUUGACAGAGUAAAGAUAAUGUAGAACAUAUACUUUUUUGUAUUAUUGCUGAAAUGUGUUUAAGGGCAACAUUUUAGUGCGUUCAAUCAAGGUGCAUACUGAAUUCAAUAUAUCUGAUUAUGUUUGAUUUCAUUUACACUUUUUCGUUUCUCCUUCAGUUGGAUUGUGAAGUUUUCCUAAAGUAUAUUGGCAACGUGCUGGCAUCAAAGAAUAUCAGUUUACAUCCAGUAUAUAUACUGACGUGUAAAAAAGAAGAAUCACACCAAAGGACAUUCUAAAUGUUUUCUUGUUGCUUUAACACUGAGAAAUUUAAGUGAAUAAAAGUUUAAAAGGACUUUACGUAGCUGUGUUGUACUGUCUUUGAAGAAUCGAAAUUGUCCCUGCGAUGAAAGCGUGAUAAAUAAUCGCUUAUGUCUUUAUGCAUAUAAAUUGCAUACUUUGCAGAACAGUGGAAAAUGCUUUAAGCCUCAGAAUUUUCUGCACACCAUUUAUCUCAAAUUCAAUACAGUAAUGAUUUGUUUCAGUGAAACGCAUUAUCGGAUGGGCAGAAUUAAAUAUUAACAGCUAUUGAUGUCUGUUUGAGAGCUUGUUUUAUGGAGUUGCUCUUGCCUGUGAGUAAACUGCCCAUCUAUCGCACGGGUUUGUUUUAAACAGAAAGUUUUACGGCCUUUAUAAAGCGUGUGACAACUCGGGCCUGCUAAAUGAUUCAUUAUGAAGGAGAUGCUUCAAAAGCAUUUGUCUUUAUAUGGAUACUAAUUGUGUAAUUUUAUGUGUUUGUGUGUCUGCUUUCAAAACAAAACAAAUGUGGAUUAAGUAGUAUUGCACGUUUAUGUUAGUUAUAAACCAGUCUACAUAUUGGAAAU